Molecule: messenger RNA, 759 nt
Organism: Perkinsus marinus ATCC 50983
Lineage: Eukaryota; Perkinsozoa; Perkinsida; Perkinsidae
Exons: 5
Coding region: 1-759 (252 amino acids)
Source: RefSeq, a predicted model, not a curated record
AUGACGGUCUCUCCAACUCUACGGAUAUCUCGCUCACUAGGACGGCUUCCGUCAGAUCCUGAGGCCUUGGUAGCUUUCGUAAAGCGGUCUGUAUCGCAUAAAGUGAUGGACGCGUCGAUGUGGAAUGGCAUUGCCUCGCGCUCGAUGGCUAUGGGAGACGUUCUUAGUGGGCAUCAGUUUACUGCUGUGGUGCGAGGCUUCAAUAAGAUGAACUUCGGCCACAGCGAUAUUUACCCCUUUCUUGAGUCGUUCGUUCCUCCACGAUUACCGCGGUUCACACCAAUAGAUCUGUCACAUCUCAUUGGUGGAUAUGUCCACGUGGCUCAUCGUAGCGACGAGGGCUUUUUGAAAACGUGUGCUGAUGAUUUAUCGUGUGAUAGAAGGAAGUUGGCGAGCAGCGCGGGUAACGUACAUGGACAGAACGACUGGUAUGCUUGGGAGAAUCUUUUGGUCGCGUACGGAGAUGCAGGCGUGAAGCAUAAGAAGCUCUUCGAGACGGCUGCGCCCAAGCUAUAUGAUAGUGUCCAUCUGUUGAAUGGUAGGGAUUGUGGUCGCAUAUUGGGAGCGCUUAUCAAGUGUGGAUUCGUACAUAAGAAACUUGUGACGCUGAUACGCAAAGCCUUGCCAACCAUCAGCUGCAGUACGGAGGAGUUACAGGAGAUUUGCCGCUUAUUGAACAGCAUGGGAAUUCAUGAUGAUUUUGCUGAGAAACUUUUGCGAUAUCGCAAGGCGGAAGUUUUAGAAGAUGUCGUUUCGUGA